GCAUAUUCUCGACAUGAGCGUGGGCAUCUAGGGUUUUUCGUCAUGGAGGGCUGGGACGCUGGGACGAAGAACACCGUCGCGAAGAUCCCACUGCUCAAGACCCGAGCUGGGCCUAGGGAUGGCGAUGCGUGGAAGCAGCGCCUCAAGGAGGAGUACCAGGCUUUGAUCAAGUACAUGGAGAUGAACAAAGCGAAUGAUAACGAUUGGUUUCGCAUCUCGGCCAGUCCAGAUGGGACCAAAUGGAAGGGGCGAUGCUGGUACAUCCACAACCUUCUCAAAUACGAGUUUGAUUUGCAGUUCGAGAUCCCCGUGACUUACCCCGCCACCGCUCCAGAGCUUGAGCUCCCGGAACUGGACGGGAAAACAGCCAAGAUGUAUAGGGGUGGAAAGAUUUGUUUGACAAUCCAUUUCAAACCUUUAUGGGCAAAGAACUGUCCUAGAUUUGGUGUUGCACAUGCGCUUUGCUUGGGUCUUGGGCCUUGGCUAGCAGCAGAAGUUCCUCACCUUGUUGAAACUGGGAUGAUUUCUCAUAAGGAUAAUGUAUCUAAUUAACAUUUUCGAAAUCAUGCUAAUCUAAUGGUGUUGAUGUAGUUUAAUCUUGAAA
Molecule: messenger RNA, 604 nt
Organism: Selaginella moellendorffii
Lineage: Eukaryota; Viridiplantae; Streptophyta; Lycopodiopsida; Selaginellales; Selaginellaceae
Product: ubiquitin-fold modifier-conjugating enzyme 1-like
Exons: 4
Coding region: 43-552 (169 amino acids)
Biological process (GO): protein K69-linked ufmylation
Cellular component (GO): cytoplasm
Molecular function (GO): UFM1 conjugating enzyme activity
Source: RefSeq, a predicted model, not a curated record